This is a messenger RNA of Lontra canadensis (Northern American river otter), 3051 nucleotides long. RefSeq names its product scaffold protein involved in DNA repair (gene SPIDR). The record is from RefSeq and is a predicted model, not a curated record. NCBI's taxonomy places the organism in Eukaryota, Metazoa, Chordata, Mammalia, Carnivora, Mustelidae. Gene Ontology annotation, biological process: double-strand break repair via homologous recombination; regulation of establishment of protein localization to chromosome. Gene Ontology annotation, cellular component: nuclear chromosome; nucleoplasm. Bases 46 to 2832 code for a protein of 928 amino acids. The transcript has 21 exons.
UGGCUGACAAGUGCUAAGUGUCUUAAACUGCUCCUACUCCUUUGGAUGUCCUUGGGAUUGUUUCAGAGAAAAAGAAAUUGGGAUAUAGAAUACCCAUCCUUUCCAAGAGGGAGUCCACUAAAGUUCCGAAGAGCAGGUCUCAGGACAGUGGGGGCAGCUGCUUCCCUCUCUGAAGCAUGGCGCAGAUGUGGAGAAGGAUUUCAGGACACUUCUGGGACUCUGUCAUUAACAGCUGAAAAGAAGAUCAUUACAGAAAAGAACCUCAAAUUAUCCCCUAGACCCAAGAAAGAAAGUGCUGCAUCUAAGAGUACCGGUGAGCUAAAAGAUAUAACAUGGAGUUCCAGUGAAAGUGAUCUGUCUGAUGAGGAUAAAAGAGUUUUUAAGUCACAGGGAUAUAAUGGACAUGGUUCUGGAAUAGACAGGUUUUAUACCAGGAACAGGACUAUUUCAUGUCCAGAAGAUGGAGCCAGUGAAGAUGAACUACAAUUUAUUGACUGGGAGAUUGACAGUGACAGGGAAGAUCCUAGUGAGUAUAAUGAAUUUGAAGAUGGUGAGAGUGUUGUGGAAAUAUCAGACUGUGCUUCUUGUUCAAGCAAUCAUUCUUCGACUAGUGAAGAGAGGCCCUCUGAGCUUGUAAAGAGUUCUACAGAAAUUUUGGAAUAUUCAUCAGAUAGUGAAAAGGAGGAUUACUCCAUUGAUUCAGAAUCUUCUCUCAAAUACCACAUGGAUUUUGAAUCUGAUGAUAGACAGAUACUGGAGAGACCUGUAAAGCAGAAGGUGAAAUCUGCAGAGACCACUUUGUACACACCCCAGAAACAGAUGUUUCCGAGGACUCCAGAAACAUCAGCAAACAAGAAGAAGCUUUUGAGAGGCGGGCUAGCAGAAAGACUAAAUGGCCUGCAGAAUCGGGAGAGAUCUGCUAUUUCUUUGUGGAGAUAUCAAUGUGUUUCUUACCAAAAGACACUUUCAGGUAGAAAAUCUGGUGUAUUAAUUGUGAAAAUUCUAGAGCUGCAUGAGGAAUGCACCAUCCAAGUUGCUAUGUGUGAGCAUUUAGCAGGGCUGCAGGCCAACAGCCCUUCUCAAGGUGAGGUCCCCAGGACUGGCCUGAAGGUUCUGUUCACAAAGGAGACUGCUCGCCACCUCAAGGGACAUCCCCAAGACAUCGUCCAUAUCUACCCUCCCUGGCAAAUGCUUAUUGUCCCAAGUGGAAGUUGCCCUGUUAUUCUGAAUACUUACUUUUGUCAGAAAGUUGUUGCCAAAGAAGAUUCAAAAAUAAUACAUGAAGUGCACUGUUGGGACACAGCCCUUCCAAGAAGAAGUAUCACUUUGGCUCAGAGAUUUAGAUUUAGGAAUCUAACAAAUAUAUCACCUGAAAGCCAGGUUAUGUAUAGUGGUCUCACUACCAUAAGGACAGACUGUACCCAUGGACAUGAAGAAGCAAAACAGUGCUUUCCAGCCCAAGCUCCCCUGAGGGAUUCUCUUCUGGAUGCAGUGGAAAGCCAGGGAGCUGCCCCAUGGUCAGGAGUUGGGGUUCGAGUGGUGGUACAGAGAGUUUACUGUCUUCCCUACAGAUAUCAGCAGGGAGGUGGCUCAGCUGCUCCACAUGACUCAGACCCACCCAGAGUUAGAGGCUGCCUUCUUGUGCAAGAUGCCUAUGGAAUGUUUAGUGAAGUGCACUCUGAGGUCACCAUCUUGAAGGACCAACAGUUGGAAGGAAAGUCCUGCAGCCUGAUGGGAAUGAAGGUUCUACAGAAGGCCACCAGAGGAAGGGCAGCAGGGCUUUUCAGUUUGAUCGAUACCCUGUGGCCUCCAGUGAUGCCUCUGAAAGCACCCGGUCAUGGCCAAGCCUGUGAAAAGGUAAAAAAUCACAUGCCUCCUCCUAGCUUCUGUUACAUCCUUACUGCUCAUCCAAAUGUGGGGCAAAUUGAUAUAAUUGAAGAAGACCCCAUUUCUAAACUUUACCAGCCUCCAGUUCCCCGCUUCUUAAAAGAAAUUCUCCAGACUAGUGAUGUUAGUACCCGUUGCAGUUUCUAUGCCAGAGUGAUUUACCAGAGACCACAGCAAAGGGAGAUUUGGCUGAUGGUGACUGAUGCCACCCUCCAGAUGCAGGAUGAGAAUAACUCUGGCCUCCCCAAAACCAUACCAGUCUGUGUGGCCCCCUCAUGUGUGUUGAGCCAGGAAGUUCUGGAAGCGCUCACCGAAGCUGUCUCUCAUAGCUUUCUCUUCAGGGACACUGUCCGAGCCCAGGGUCAUAUUGUUUGUGUUGAACGAAGUGUCCUCUUGCUUCAAAAGCCCCGUUUGGGUGUGGACUCCGGAGCUCACUCCUGUGAACUGACUGGCCCUGUGAAGCUCAAUGAACUGGUUUCUGUUACUCAGGUCAACUCCAUUUGCAGCAUUCAAGCCAUGCUAAUAGGCACUGUAAUUGGGGUGGAUGAGAGCACUGCUUUCUCCUGGCCCACUUGUGACAUGUGUGGCAACGAGAGAUUGGAACUGAGCCCAGGAGACAGAGACAUCUUUUCCUGUGGGGACUGCUCCCGUGUGGUCACCUCUCCUCUUCUCAGAAAGCACCUGCAGGUGUUCCUGGACUGUCCCUCUCGACCCCAUUGCACAGUGAAGGUCAAGCUGUCCCAGACCAGUAUUUCUUCACUCCUGAGGUUUGCCGCCUGCGAGGAUGGGAGUUAUGAAGUGAAGAGUGUCCUCGGAAAGGAGGUGGGGUUGUUGAAUUGUUUUGUCCAGUCCAUAACCACCCACCCAGCUAGCUGCGUUGGAUUGGAGGAAAUUGAGCUCCUGAGUGCAGGAAGAGCCUCAUCAGAACACUGCCGGUUGCCGUAGGAUCUGUGAACUUUGCAAAGCGGUUACGCUUGGGGUAGUUACUUGUUAACUAUAGGUAGAGCGACUGUUAUUGUAUGAUCUUGAAAUGGAACUUAGAUUUUUCUGGGGCAAAUGUUAGUGUGAUUAUUUUGUAAACUAAACAUCAAAAUAUUUUUUUCUAGUUAAAAUAUUUUUAUCUUUUUGCAAAUUUGGGAACAUGUUAUUAAAACUUAAAUAAGC